AUGUUCAACUCUCGUGCUCUUCUCUUUGCUGCCGCUAUUGCUGCUGUUGUUCUCUGUCUUUUCAAUUUUGUUGCUGAUGCUGCUGCUAUUGCUGUCAUGAAUGCCAACGUCUCUGCUCCUUUGUCCCGUGCUGAACAAUCCGCUUUUGAGAAGCGUAGUAAAAGGAAGGAGUCGUCUGCUAAAAAGUACUCUGGUAAGGCAACUUGGUUUAUUCCUUCUCGCGAGGGUGGAUCCAUGAGCGCUUGUAGAAAGUACGAAGCUGACGACGAUUAUGUUGUUGCUAUGAAUGCAGUGCAAUAUGGCCGCAUGAACAAGGUCAGCGAUGUCUGUGGCAAGCGUGUCAGAAUUUAUCAUGGGGGAAAAUCCGUUGAUGCUGUCAUUAAUGACGCCUGUCCCAGCUGCAAGUAUGGUGAUCUUGAUUUGACGAAGCCUGUCUUUGGUAAACUCGGUAAAUUUAAGACUGGAAUUCUUGAUAUCACCUGGAGGUACAUUUAA
This is a messenger RNA of Mucor velutinosus, 495 nucleotides long. RefSeq lists its product as uncharacterized. The transcript has a single exon. The record is from RefSeq and is a predicted model, not a curated record. Bases 1 to 495 code for a protein of 164 amino acids. NCBI's taxonomy places the organism in Eukaryota, Fungi, Mucoromycota, Mucoromycetes, Mucorales, Mucoraceae.